Molecule: messenger RNA, 1327 nt
Organism: Rana temporaria (common frog)
Lineage: Eukaryota; Metazoa; Chordata; Amphibia; Anura; Ranidae
Gene: ANXA10
Product: annexin A10
Exons: 12
Coding region: 210-1187 (325 amino acids)
Cellular component (GO): cytoplasm
Molecular function (GO): calcium-dependent phospholipid binding; calcium ion binding
Source: RefSeq, a predicted model, not a curated record
GAUGGUUUAGCACACAAACCUGGUACCAAGAAGUGCUUUUCUUUGUUUUAAGCAAACUGAAUAGGAUUAGUGUGUGCUUUUGAUUAUCAGAUUGGGUGGAGUUGAGCAUUCUCUGAUUGGAUUUCUACUUUUUACUCUCUACUACUGCUUGGUUUGCAGUUCUCUUUACUAGUUUGCUGCUGUGCUGCGUGAAAAAAAUCUACUCUACAAUGUUCGGAGGACAAUAUCAGGUCCAGGGAACAAUAUUCCCAAAUGCAAACUGCAAUCCGAUUAUGGAUGCACAAAUGAUUGGUGGAGCUCUUCAAGGUUUUGGCUGUGACAAGGAUGUUUUGAUUGAUAUUCUUACCCAAAGAUCUAGCGCACAAAGAAUUAUGAUUGCAGAAGCCUAUGGGAGUUUGUACAGCAGGGAUCUAGCUAAUGACUUGAGAGAAAAUCUUGAUGGGCACUUUAAGGAGGUCAUUGUAGGACUGGUGUACUCUCCUCCAGGCUAUGACGCGCAUGAACUUUGGCAUGCUAUGAAGGGAGCUGGCACAGAUGAAAACUGCCUCAUUGAUAUUUUAGCAACAAGAACAACAUCAGAUAUAUUUCAGUUGAAGGAAGCCUAUUUAAUGCAAUAUGGAUGCAGUCUGGACCAAGACCUUUACUCUGAAACCUCAGGACAUUUUAGAGAUUGUUUAAUAAAUCUGGCCCAGGCUGUAAGAGAGGAAGGCUAUACAGACCCUGGAUUAGCGGCUCAAGAUGCAAUGGUUCUAUGGGAGGCUUGCCAAAGGAGAACAGGCGAACACAAGAAUUUGAUGCAAAUGAUUCUAUGUAACAAAAGCUACCAACAAUUAUGGAUGGUUUUCCAAGAAUUCCAAAAUGUUUCUGGACAAGACAUAGCUGCAACUAUUGAAGAAUGUUACGAUGGCUACUUCCAACAGCUCCUCUUGGCCAUAGUGUCCUGUGUUCGAGACAAACCAUCAUAUUUUGCAUACAGGCUUUACUCAGCAAUACAUGACUUUGGUUUUCACAACAAGACCGUUAUAAGGACUCUCAUAGCAAGAAGUGAAAUAGAUCUGAUGACCAUCAGGCAAAAGUAUAAGGAGAGAUAUGGAAAAUCCCUCUACCACGACAUUAAGCAUUAUGCAUCAGGACACUAUGAAAAAGCCCUUCUUGCCAUCUGUGCUGGAGACAUACAGGACUACUGAAAAUUAAAUCCAAACUGGACAACAUUUGUUGAAGCAUUCUGAAUCAAAUGGUGUUACUUUUAAUAAUGAUUACAGCAGAAAAACUUUAAUCAGACUAUUAAGAGUGUAAACUGAUUGUAUUUCUGAUAAAAAAAAAAAAA